CGUCCACCGCGCAUGCGCCGUCGCCAAGCGACGUUGACCGCCGGCCGGCCGACUUGCCACUUGCCAGCGGAGGCUCGACCGACGCGCGCUUCUAUCGAGCCGCGCGAAAAUCUGCUAAAUUUAUCGCGCGGGAAAGCAUGGCCGACCGCGCCGCUGCCAGCGAACACGAGUGCACUUCGGGCUUUUCCGGACCAGGUCGCGAAGGGCGGGCGGCGCGCGCCGGUCCCCCAGGCACCCUGCCUCGCAAUACAACUUAAACCGCACACAUAACAGCACGCUCGGACUGCAUAAUAAUAAAACUGUCAAUUAAAUUAAAAAUUCACUGAAAAACUGUCCCAGUUUGUGCGAUGUGCGUGAUGGAGUGGCUUCAGGCGCUGUAGGGGUUUGGGACUCUGACAUGUGAACCAGCUGAUUCGUCGCGUCACAACAGAUUAAACUCGGAUCAAGAAAGAGGGAGAACACAAAUAAUAUUUACAAUGACGGUGGUGACGAAUCCCGCCCGGACGGGGUCCGACGACGAGAUCGAGUCGGGCCGCGACAGCGCGGCCGGCGACAGCUCCUGCAUCGAGUCCGAGAACGAGAACGCUCGCCUCUACGACGACGAGAAACAGAGCGACAUCGUGUUCGUCGCCGGCAUCAAUGGCGACACCUGGCGCUACCCCGGCCAUCGCCGCGUGCUCGCCGCUACCAGCCCCGUCUUCGCGGCCCUGCUCGCCUGCAAGACGGACGUCAUCGUUGUCGACUACAUCGAUCGCCGCGGCUUCGAACAACUCCUCCGUUACCACUACUGCGAGCCGACGCAGCUCAAUUCCGUGGCGACCGCUCGGUGCGCCCUCGACGCCGCUUACAAAUUCCUUUGUCCACCGCUGGCCGAACGAUGUGCUCGCCGAUUAGACGAAAUGCUGGAUGCUGGCGUAGCUCUAGAAAUACUGCGGGAUCUGCGCUACCUCUGCGCGCGACUCCCUGGUGCUGCCUCGGCUCCACCUUUGCCGGCUCUCACGGAUGACGCAGCCGCACGUUCUCUUGCACAGUGCUCACGUUGGUGCGAUUCUUUAGCGCACAACGCGUUGCUGGUACUCGACGACAAUGCCAAUGCAGCUUUAACCGACGAGCGUCUCGAAGAACUAACGUACGAAGAUCUCGCGUUGAUAGUAAAGCGCGACACUCUUCGCGUAUCGAACGAGUUAGUCCUGGCUGAGGCGCUCUCCCGAUGGGCUACGGCCGCCUGCAAACGAACUAAACGCGAGCUGAUGCCGAGUAACAAGAGGGCAGCGUUAGGCGAGCUAGCUUAUUGCCCACGGUAUUUGCUGCUGCAGGGUGAAGAUUUGGACCGUGCUCUCGCCUUGGAACUGUUGGAGCCAAUGGAGAGAGCUUUGGUGCUGGCUCGAGCACGCAAGCUAUCAGCGCCAGUGCCCGUGGGCGCAGAACAGGAGGGACUGCUGCGGCGGUGGGCGCGGCCGCGGCCUGCGGAGCCCGCUGCGCUGCCCGUGCACUUGAGCCCGCGUUCCCAGCCGGUGCCGGAAGAUCCCCAGCCCAGCAAGCUCUGCGCGCGCCGACCUAAGCGACCAAAGCAACCGAGCUUCGCGCCGGAAGAAAAACGGAAGAAACGCGGUUGCUGCGCCUGCUUCGGUGAAGGUCUCCUCAGGGCGUUCAUAUGCCUUUUCGAUUGAAAUGGCCGGAUAUUUCAAAUCAAUGUGAUGCUGCGUUAUCGAUGUGCUGUUGGUGCGGACCGAAGUGAACUAAGGUGUUAUGAGUGACGUUUUCUUCAAUCCUGACGAAACCAGUCUGACACAGUUCACGUAUUACGAAUGUUAAUGGAAAUGAUAGAAAAUGAGAUAUAUCGAAUCAAUAUUAUUAUGAUAUUUAUGAUAGAUAAUAUGGAAGACUUCGUUAAAGGACUCGUCUGUUUUUGUAUUUUUUUACGAAUUGGACUAAUCUUAAUUCGUAGUUAAAUUUUAUGAACUCCUAUACAGUAAAAUUUAAAAACGGAGGAGUUUAUCAACUGCACGUAUACCAUGUGAAUCGUUUGUUGCGAUUUUGUUUAGUAAAUGCUUUAUUAGGUCGGAAUGCAAUGCUUAGGUCACAAGUUGGCAACUGAAAGUUGUUUGUUUUAUCAUAGUUGAGUCGAUAACGUACACCCGGACGUGUAGACGCAAUUGUUUAAUGAAAACUUAAAAUGAUCGAUGUGGCGGCCCAGCCGCAGUAGAUAUGUCUACGUUUAGCAUCUUUAUGUACUUAUGUGGUAGAUACUUUUGUGUAUUUAAUGUUGUGAUAUCUAUAUGUUACCUAAAUCAAUCUUAUUAUAAUUAUUUUAACGUUACCAAAUUGUAUUGAGUUAGGUGCUUACAUAUCCAAUUGUAAAACAAUUUGCAUUUAAGAGCCUAUUGGAAUCAAUUGAGAAGAUUUGGUGCACAAAUGCUACAUUACUUAGUUUUGUAAGUAGGUACAUUGUUUUUGUUAGCUUAAUUUAAUUUUGUUGCAUUUAUCAACAAAAUUGUGUUAGAUGAUGCUUUUAAAAAGUACCUCUGAAUUAUUUAGUAUUGAAUUGUAAGUAGGAGAUUACUUCCAUAAUUUAAUUAUGAUUAAUGUGCUCCCUAGUCAUUUUUAGGCACACUUGUACUUUAAGUAUAAUAUUAUUUUGAACAAGUUAAAAAUGCGGGCAGAGGUAACGAAGUCCUUAGAUCUUUUACAGUGAAAUUGUCGUUUUCCUCAAGGCUAUUGUUCCUUUGUCCGUAUUUUGUACCAUUUUCCGUUCUCGGAACUUAUACUGCCUUCGAAUAAACGUGUUCUUAUAUUUAAGCAUUUAGAUUUUUCAAUUAUUUAAAUUAAUAUUUUUAGAUUGUGCCAUAGUAUACAAACUUAUGUCGCUAGUGAACUAGAUAGUUUCCAGGACCGCCCAGGGCUAUAUCGAAAACCGAAGUGCGCAAAUAGCCGACAUAUUCCUCUUUUACUGGAGUAAAACCAUUAUUUAUUGGAAUCAAGGUGUAAUUAGAGCGACAGAGCUGCGAAUUUUGGUUUUCGUGAUAGGUCCUCAUCAGACGCAGAGAUUCGUUUCAAGAGUCGCUUUUUAGUGUACAACUUUGUUAGUUCAAUUGGAGUUUUACAGUACAGUUUAAUUUGGUCAUCACACCCGACAUCAAGCGAAAUUUUAAUUUGCGAAUUAGCUGUUACAUCCGGUGUGCGCAUGACAUUAGGCGCUUAGAUAUAAUUAUUUAAACAGAAAUAAUUUAAACCAUUUUUUACAUACAAUUUUACUUCAUCGAGGCACUUUACUAUGCGCACUUCAUUGAUAUUGUGACGAAUGCAAUUAUGUACCUAUUUAAAAAUCUUAUUUUUCUACAUUAGAUUAAACUAUAGGAAUUGUGCAUUUUAGCUUUCUAUUUCAAUUGCAAUAUUAUUAUAAAAGGAAAUGAAUUGCUUGUUUUACUUUCAAAUAAAUUAUGUACAGGGUUUCUGAUGUAUAAUAAAAUUGACAUUUUACAAUCUUCGUAUCGUUUUGAACGAAUCAUAAAUUGAUGCAAAAUAUGUGUAUUAUAAGUAUAAAUGUACCUAUUCUCUGCUCAAUGUAGACUCCACUUCUUUAUGCCCUGAUCUUCUGUUUUAUCUUUCCACUUAUAUUUUAAAAGUUUGCCAUUGUCACUCUUUGCAAUGGAGUAGAACUAAAGUAGAAAUCAAAAGACUUACAGAAACUGAUGAUUUUAUCUGAGCACUACCUGAAAGGUACAGGGGACAAUUCUGACUGCAGGUUAAUUUCGAUUACCUAACUGAAAUGUUUUGCAUGUUAUACUUUAUUAACUUUAGUGACAUAAGAGUCCAGAGGACACGUGUGGCUCAUGUUUUUAGUGAGCGGAUAUGGUACUCUCUCUCUCAUCAUCAUCAUGUAUCAUUAAUAUCAUUAUAUCUUAAUAUAUAAAUAUUUUGAUUAAUUUAAAUGAUUCCCUAGUUAGUAAUAUCCCCUGUACCCGAUAGAGGGAUUAAGGUGUACUCAAUCACCAAUCACUUUAUUCUGACUUAUAAUGACUUAAAUCUUCGACGUAUAUUUCUGUAAUCAUGAGAAACCUUUUAUUAAUAGUUGUUUAGGUGUAACUGUGUAACCGUAGCAACAAUUACCCUAUUUCUGAACUGUUUGCAUUAAACCAGCACAAAAUGAACUAAUUAAUAACUUCAAAUUGGUAUUCAGAAAAUUGUACAGUAAAUUAUAGUUCAAUUUUAUUAGAAAUGACGUAGUAAACCAUAGAUGAAAUAAAAUUAAUAAAUUUAUUGUGCUGGUUUAUGAUCGUCUUUAUACUUAUGUAUUAUACAAUAAAACUUUCUGGUUUCGAUCUUUUUACUAUGUAUAAAAUUAUAAGUGGAUAAAAUAAUUGUGCAGCUAAGAGCUGUAUUUGUAACGACUCCUCCUGAGACUAAAUAUAUAACGUUCAGUCUA
This is a messenger RNA of Leguminivora glycinivorella, 4426 nucleotides long. It is a transcript of the gene axed, whose product is annotated as BTB/POZ domain-containing protein 6-B. Gene Ontology annotation, molecular function: protein binding. Gene Ontology annotation, biological process: neurogenesis. The transcript is spliced from 2 exons. Lineage: Eukaryota; Metazoa; Arthropoda; Insecta; Lepidoptera; Tortricidae. Bases 477 to 1670 code for a protein of 397 amino acids. The record is from RefSeq and is a predicted model, not a curated record. Gene Ontology annotation, cellular component: cytosol.